Onychostoma macrolepis is the source of this 2478-nucleotide messenger RNA. RefSeq names its product annexin A11a (gene anxa11a). The record is from RefSeq and is a predicted model, not a curated record. The transcript is spliced from 15 exons. Bases 163 to 1818 code for a protein of 551 amino acids. Gene Ontology annotation, biological process: cytokinetic process; phagocytosis. Gene Ontology annotation, cellular component: cytoplasm. Gene Ontology annotation, molecular function: calcium-dependent phospholipid binding; calcium ion binding. Lineage: Eukaryota; Metazoa; Chordata; Actinopteri; Cypriniformes; Cyprinidae.
UGUUCGUGAAUCAGAUACUGCUUCUCGGUUUAUUUAGAAGUCCUCUGAGAAACCUAAUCCAGUCCGUAUAUGUCUGAGAUUCAUCCCGUAAUUGUUUGGUGAUCCGAUUCUCCGACCGCUCGCGCCACGAGGCCUUUCUGCCACAUCGGACGAAACAAUAACAUGAAAUUAAUAAGAAGAUGCCGAUCACGAAAACUAAUAGCAGAGUUAGGCACGACAAUGAGCUAUCCAGGCUAUCCUCCCCAGUCCGGCUAUCCUCCUCAGGCCGGUGGAUACCCACCCCAACCAGGGGCGUACCCUCCUGCUGCAGGAGGUUACCCCCCUCAGCCUGGGAUGUACCCCCCGCAGGCGGGUGGAUACCCUCCCCAACCUGGAGGUUACCCGACCCAGCCAGGUGCCUAUCCUGGCCAGCCAGGGCCGUAUCCUGCUGUGCCUUCAGGAGGUUGGGGUGCUCCCGGUGCUCCUAUUGGCAUGGAUAAUUUGCCGAAUCCUGGAUUCAAUGCAUCAAAUCUCCCAGCAAUGGCAAAUCAGUUCGCCGCCAAUAGUGGAUUUACCCCAAAUCCAUCCAUGUACCCUCAAAUGCCUGGUGGCUAUCCUGGCCCCCAACCUGGGGGCCCACCAGCCCCCUCCCCUAAUCAGCCCUAUGGCAUGUACCCUCAGCCAGGAGGAGGUAUGCCCCAAGGUCCGGGAAUGGGAUACCCUGGUGGGGCACCCCCGGGUCAGCAGAUGCCGGGCUACCCAAAUGCCCCAGCACCCACUCCGUCCAUGCCUAGCUAUCCCAAAGCACCCUCACCCAACCCGUCCAUGCCUGCAUACGGAGGAGGUUACGGAGGAGGUGCACCUGCCGUUCCAGCUGUCAAUCGUGGAUUCAGAGGGACCAUUCAGGACUUCCCUGGAGCUGAUCCUCUAAAAGAUGCGGAAGUCCUCAGGAAGGCCAUGAAGGGCUUUGGCACUGAUGAACAAGCCAUCAUUAAUUUACUCGGAAGUCGCUCCAUCAGGCAGCGUGUUCCACUCUUGGUGUCAUACAAGACUGCCUAUGGAAAGGAUUUGAUUAAGGACCUGAAGUCUGAGCUUUCAGGGAACUUUGAGAAACUGGUGCUGGCCAUGUUGAAGUCUCCAGCUCAGUAUGAUGCAUAUGAGCUCAAAGAGGCCAUCAAGGGAGCAGGGACAGAUGAGGCCUGUUUGAUUGAAAUCUUGUCCUCUCGCUCUAAUGCGGAGAUCCGAGAAAUCAAUCAAAUCUUCAAAGCCGAAAAUAAGAAAUCACUGGAGGACUCCAUCAGUGGAGACACAUCUGGACAUUUCCGCAGACUUCUGGUCUCUCUUGCUCAGGGUAACCGUGAUGAGAGCGAGAAUGUGGACAUAUCAGUAGCCAAACAGGAUGCUCAGGCUCUCUAUCAAGCAGGGGAAAAUAAACUUGGCACAGAUGAGUCCAAGUUCAAUGCCAUCCUGUGUGCUCGGAGCAAAGCUCACCUCAGAGCAGUGUUUCAUGAGUAUCAGCACAUGUGUGGCAGAGACAUCGAGAAGAGUAUUGAGAGGGAGAUGUCUGGAGAUCUGGAGAGCGGCAUGCUGGCUGUCGUGAAAUGCAUCAAAAACACACCGGCCUACUUUGCUGAGAGACUCUACAAGGCCAUGAAGGGAGCAGGAACCAAGGAUCGCACUUUGGUUCGCAUCAUGGUGACCCGCUCUGAAGUGGACAUGCUGGACAUUCGUCAGGAAUACGCAAAGAAUUACGGGAAAUCUCUAUACACGGCCAUAUCUGGAGACACUUCAGGGGAUUAUAAGAAACUACUGCUGAAGCUCUGCGGUGGAAGCGAUUAGAGGAUACAGAUGCUCGCAGACCCUCAGAGGACAUGAAGCCACACCAUGAUUUCUACACGCCUUACUUUCAUUUGCACUUGUACUUGCAUGUUUUACUGUACUCAAUGCAAAGGCACUUGUGUGCAUAUAUGCUGCACGUUACAUUUCAUGCUCUUUUAUUAAUAUAUUUUUAUUUCGAGAGUAGCCAGCUAUAUCUUUGUGCCUUCUACACUCAAAGCAGUGGUUUAGCGAAUUAUUGUAUGCUAUCUGAUGUAUGCGUUACCUCCAAGAUAAGUUGAUUUAAGAAAAUUCUGGAUUAAGUAUUGCGCACAGAUCUGAAUGCCAAAAAUGUUUUUACACAUUUAUGUAUUUUAAGUAAUAUACAUAUGUUGGGGAAAAUGUGCCAUAAAUGUUAGUUUUAGUCAUCAAAAUGGCCAUUUUAUAGUAAAGAAAUUUAUAUUUGCUGCAUCUUAUGCAUAAUACACUCUCUUUUUUUUUAAUCAUACACUUAAAUUUACACUUCUUUUGUUGUAACCAUUAUGAUUGUCGGCCUGCUCACUAUUGAGGCAAAAAAGUGGUAAUGAUGGUGCUGUCUUUGUUUCUUAUUUGUUUACUCUGUACAGAGCCAAACACACAUAUGAAAUGCUAAGUAAAUCCUGCCUGAAAGAGAUAAUAACACAA